GUCUGGAGUGCUAAAUCCGGAUAAGACGAUGUCCACCAUCUCCUUUGGUGAAUCAUUAUACAAAAAUCACUGUGUGAUUCUCUGUUGGGGAAACUCCUCCAGUUUUUUUCGAAGAGAAAGCAAUGUCAACUGGAAGAAAUACCCAUUGGUGUUAUAGAUGCAGGUGCCCAGUUUUCCUUCAAGGGCACGAUGCAGUUUGCUGCUAUUGCGGUGGGGGAUUUGUUCAACAAUUGGAUGAAAUGGUGCAUAUUGAUCGUACAGAUUUUUUUAAUGAUGAAGAUCGGGGUCGGAGGUUUGGUCUCCUGGAUGCUUUUUCAGUCUUCAUGAGGCAGCGAAUGGCCAACAGAAAUUUUAACCGUAACACCAGGGGAAGAGCAGAGUCGGUUCCAGAGCAUGAUGUGGCACUUGGUCCUAUGUUGAUUUUUGGUGGUCAAAUUCCUUUUAGAUUGUCUGGGGCUGGUGGUGUUGAAGCUCUUUUCAGUGGGGCUCCUGGAAUCGGUUUAACACGAGGUUAUUCCGGGGAUUAUUUUAUAGGUCCUGGAGUAGAGGAUUUGUUUGAACAACUCUCAGCUAAUGAUCGGAGGGGCCCUCCCCCGGCUUCCCAGACUUCGAUUGAUGCAAUGCCCACUGUUAAGAUAACUAGAAGGCAUCUUCACUCUGAUUUGCAGUGUCCUGUUUGUAAAGACAAAUUUGAACUGGGGUCUGAAGCCAGACAGAUGCCAUGCAAUCACAUGUAUCAUUCAGAUUGCAUCACCCCAUGGCUGGAGCAGCACAACACUUGUCCUGUUUGUCGACAGGAAUUGCCACCGCAAGGAUCGGGCAGCAGGCGUUCAAAUGGUCAAAGUGGAACUACUUCCAGUGGAAGGGAGAGCAGACGGAAUCCAUGGUCUUACAUAUGGCCGUUCCGUUCAUCAAAUUCUAGCUCAAGCCCUAACCAUAGCCGUAGCCAUAAUGAAGGUGGUGGAAGCAGCCCUUCUGGUGUGGAUGAGAACAAUCAUUAUCAUUCGAUGGGCUAUAGUGGAUGGCCUUUUGACUGAGUUGUGUGUAUCAAGUAGGUUGUUUUUCUUUGUGUUGUAUUGAGUGUGUAAAAGUGAUCUGAGCUCAAUUUCAUCAUCCAACAAAAUGUUUAGAUAAAUCUUGCAACGUGGCAGGGUACUAUCUCAUAUGUUCAAACUAAUCUCUGGUCUUUCACAUUUGAAUAAAGUAUGUAUAUGUAAGGUUAGAGGUGUCCAUGUGAUCACUUUGGUUAA
Hibiscus syriacus is the source of this 1250-nucleotide messenger RNA. Its product is annotated as probable E3 ubiquitin-protein ligase RHC1A. The coding region runs from base 123 to 1037 and encodes 304 amino acids. Gene Ontology annotation, molecular function: ubiquitin protein ligase activity. The transcript is spliced from 2 exons. The record is from RefSeq and is a predicted model, not a curated record. Lineage: Eukaryota; Viridiplantae; Streptophyta; Magnoliopsida; Malvales; Malvaceae. Gene Ontology annotation, cellular component: cytoplasm. Gene Ontology annotation, biological process: protein ubiquitination.